Messenger RNA from Dioscorea cayenensis subsp. rotundata (Guinea yam), 1579 nucleotides. Its product is annotated as UDP-glycosyltransferase 90A2-like. The record is from RefSeq and is a predicted model, not a curated record. Gene Ontology annotation, molecular function: UDP-glycosyltransferase activity. Lineage: Eukaryota; Viridiplantae; Streptophyta; Magnoliopsida; Dioscoreales; Dioscoreaceae.
GUCAUCUUCCAUCCAAGUCUCAACCCUAACCCUAAUUAUCUCAACAAUCACCACCAUGUCCACCACCACCACCACCAUCACCAUGAAAGAAGUGAAGAAAGACCACAUCUUAAUAUUCCCAUUCAUGGCACAAGGCCACACCAUCCCACUCCUCCACCUUGCCACCUUCCUCUCAACCCACCACCACCACCUCCAAAUCACCAUCAUCACCACCUCCGGCAACGCUCCUUUUCUCCAGCAAUACCUCCCAUCUUCCAUCAACCUCUCCAUCUUCCCAUUUCCUUCCUCUCCUCUCCUCCCAACCGGCGUUGAAUCCACUGAUCACCUCCCUUCUAUGGACCUCCACCCAAUCUUCGCAGCCACCACCACCAAUCUCCGGCCACACUUCCACAACCUCCUCCACUCCCUCCACCUCUCCAACUCCCUCCCACUCUGCCUCAUCUCCGACUUCUUUCUCGGCUGGACUCUCGACGUCUGCCGUCUUUUCUCCGUCCCUCGUCUCGUCUUUCACGGCAUGUCCACCUUCUCUAUGUUCAUCUGCAAGUCUCUCUUUGUCCACCAACCCUACUCUUCCGAAGAUGAGCUCUUUCAAAUCCCCGGUGCUCCUCCUUCUCUUCUCCUCUCUCGCCACCAACUCCCUGACACCAUUCUAACCUCCGGCGACCCUAACAACCCUGUAACUAUCUUCCUCUCCGAGAUCGGUGCCACGGAUAUCAACAGCUGGGGUGUAAUCGUCAACAGCUUCUCUUUCAUUGAACGUGGUAGUACACUAAACUCUUUGAAUCAUUCUACCAGAACGGAGCUCGUGCAUGGCUUCUUGGCCCUUUCUCUCUUCUCUCUCCCCAAACUCAGAAAAGAAGACGAUGACUGCCUCCAAUGGCUAGACGAGAAGAAGAAGAAGAAGAACUCAGUGGUUUACGUGUCAUUUGGGACACAAACACACGUGACGGCGGAGCAACUUGAAGAGGUGGCGGCGGGGUUGGAGACGGCGGAGUGUGAGUAUCUCUGGGUGGUGAGACAUGCUUCAUGGCGGCCGCCGGCCGGAGAGACAAUUCCUCACCGGAGAGAGAGAGGAAAGAUUGUACGGUGGGCACCGCAACGUGAGGUGUUACAGCAUGAAGCAGUGGGAGGGUUUGUGAGUCACUGUGGGUGGAACUCAGUGUUAGAGAGUAUGGUGGCCGGCGUUCCGGUGCUGACGUGGCCGAUGAUGGCUGAGCAGGCACUCAAUGAGAAGAUGAUUGUUGAUGAGCUUGGAGCUGGAUUGAGGUUGAGGAAAGUGGGUGAAGAUGGGGUGGUGAAGAGGGAGGAGAUAAAGGAUGGAGUUAGAGAGUUAAUGGUGGGAGAGAAAGGGAAGAGAGUGAGGAUGAAGAUGGAGGAGCUUGGAAGGAUGGCAAUGGAGGCAGUUGAAGAUGGAGGGAGUUCUCACAAGAGUUUGAGUGAACUCAUUGAAGAGCUUCAGAGAUGCAGGACUAAUGGAAGAGAUGAUGAUCAAGGUUUGGAAAUGGAGAAGGUGGCCAUUGAUGCUAAUUCUCUAUUAGAGUAUCAGGAUUGCAUUCAAAUAUCUUGAGUUUUUUUUUGU